Zootermopsis nevadensis is the source of this 4886-nucleotide messenger RNA. It is a transcript of the gene rl, whose product is annotated as Mitogen-activated protein kinase rl. Gene Ontology annotation, biological process: protein phosphorylation. NCBI's taxonomy places the organism in Eukaryota, Metazoa, Arthropoda, Insecta, Blattodea, Termopsidae. Gene Ontology annotation, molecular function: ATP binding; MAP kinase activity. The record is from RefSeq and is a predicted model, not a curated record.
UGUCGUAGUUGUCAAAAUGGCGGCGGAAGGAGCGAGUCCUGCAGCUGGGAAUCCUAAUGCGGAAGUUGUACGAGGGCAGGUUUUUGAAGUAGGACCGAGGUAUACAAACUUGGCGUACAUUGGAGAAGGGGCCUACGGAAUGGUAGUAUCUGCCUAUGAUAAUGUAACAAAGACCAAGGUCGCAAUCAAAAAAAUAUCUCCUUUUGAACAUCAGACGUACUGUCAGAGAACACUGAGAGAAAUUAAAAUUCUCACCAGGUUCAGGCACGAAAAUAUAAUAGAUAUCAGAGAUAUUCUUCGUUCUGUAACCAUUGACCAGAUGAAGGAUGUGUAUAUUGUACAGUGUCUGAUGGAAACAGAUCUGUACAAACUCCUAAAAACACAGAAACUAAGCAAUGACCACAUCUGUUAUUUUUUGUACCAAAUCCUACGUGGGCUAAAAUACAUCCAUUCGGCCAAUGUCUUACAUCGGGACCUGAAGCCCAGCAACCUCUUGCUGAACACAACAUGUGAUCUCAAGAUAUGUGACUUUGGUUUGGCCAGAGUUGCAGAUCCUGAUCAUGAUCACACAGGUUUUCUGACGGAGUAUGUAGCCACAAGGUGGUAUCGGGCUCCUGAAAUUAUGUUGAAUUCCAAGGGCUACACAAAAUCGAUAGAUAUCUGGUCAGUGGGCUGUAUCCUGGCAGAAAUGUUGUCAAAUCGACCGAUAUUUCCCGGCAAACAUUAUUUAGAUCAGCUUAAUCACAUUCUGGGAGUUCUUGGCUCUCCCACUGCAGAAGAUCUGGAAUGUAUUAUCAAUGAGAAAGCACGAAGUUACCUCCAGUCAUUGCCAUUUAAACCCAAAGUUCCUUGGAUAAAAAUGUUUCCACAUGCUGACUCAAAAGCACUUGAUUUGUUGGACAAAAUGUUGACAUUCAAUCCUCAUAACAGGAUUGGAGUAGAGGAUGCAUUAGCACAUCCAUAUCUUGAACAGUAUUAUGAUCCUGCAGAUGAGCCUGUAGCUGAAGAACCGUUCCGAUUUGCCAUGGAGCUAGAUGACUUGCCAAAAGAAACGUUAAAAAAAUAUAUCUUUGAAGAGACGGCACUGUUCAAACAGAAGAUAGCCCAAGACCAACAGAACAUGUAGUGUACUGAUAGCUGAAGAAUGCCACAACUUGACCAUCACAUCUCGUCUCUAUAACUCACGAACCUCUGCUCCUCUUUCUUGUCAUGUCAUGCUGAGAUGGAGGAAGAGACUUGGAUGCCACAUAUCCUUUUUGUGUUUUGGACAAAUUUCAGCAUUAUAUUCGAUACUGACUGUCUUAAUAAUUAAUGUGUUUUUGGUCUAUCAUAUAUUUUGUCUGUGAUUCAGUACUGUACCACCUAGAUUCCAUCUCCAGUUUUCUUCUUUUUUAUGCACUUAAUACAUAGCAUCCUUCAUAAACUAAUUAAGUCUAUUUAUUGUUUUGUCUCACUUGAGUCUCACAAAACUUUUCCCUCUCAAAAGGCAGGAGAAUGAAUUCAUCAUGAUUUUCAUUUCAUCUAAAGAUACGUUUAAAUCUGGUUACAAUAUUUAUACUUGCAUUCAUUAAUGGGCAAAUUCUCAAAUGUAAUAUAAUAUAGGCUAAUACUAUUGGCAGUGAUUAUAUUAUCUGAUGAACAGAAUAAAUUUUUGGUAUUUUCUGCAUGCUAAUACAUCUAAGCUUUUAGAAAUUUCUAAUCAUGGUUAGGUUGUUUAAAAAAUUAGGUAAAAACAAUUUGUCAAAAUGAAUAAAAUAUUUAUUCUGCAGAAACUGCUAGUAUAAUGAAUGUGAAGUACAGACAGGAUUUCUGAAAUAUAUUGACUUCCUAAUAUAUAAACAGUUUCAGUGUUCGAACUGUGAAAUUUCUAACAAUAAAUUAUGAUUCAGUUAUGUAAAACCUGGUUCUUUGUUCUUGAGAGGAACAAAUUGGAAGUGCAAGUUAAAGCUGAGUAUGUAUUGACAUUUAAUAGUAACAGCCUAUAAAUAAUUUACUAACAUGCAUCCAGGUUACAGUUUUGAUGAGGGCUGCAUUGACAGUUUGAUGAUAGGAGAUUAAUUUCUUGGUGAAGAUAAACUGAAUGUUAGUGAUUUCUUCAUUGUGUUGUAACAGGUUUCAUUAAGUUGUUGCCAAGUUUUUAGGGGAUAUAUUCAGCAUUUGAGAGUCUUCCAUUUAGAGUGAAAUGGCAUUCUGAAACAAUGAACAUUUAUGUACAAGAUACAUUCAUUUUGAUUUACAAGAAACUAGUUAUCAUUCAGUCAUCAUGAUCAUGGAUGCUUCAGCAAGUCCACAUUGAGAAUUUAAAUACUAAAUAAUCACAAAUUCUAUGUAUUAAACCUUAAAUAUAUUAUUGAAAUAUAUUACAUUACCUUGCACAUUUAUUCAUUCAUGUACUUAUUCUUACUUUGAAGGUGAUUGGAUAUAACUUUCAUUUUCAGUAACAAAAAUGUGAUUUUUAUUUUAGUUUUCACAUAGUGCUCUGUCUCAUUUUAAGCCACUGAUGUAUUAUUAGUUUGGUUUAUUUGUUUGUUUCAAUUUUCAAAAUAAUUUUUAAGUUCAUUCUGAUUUUUUUAUCACUAUUAGUAUUAGUCCCAGUUAGGGUCAGGCUUAUUAGUGAAAUAUAGUUUGUUGAGAAUAAAUUACGUUUCAGAAUUUGUAUAAAUCACACAAAAUAUGAGAUACACCUUUACUUUAUAAUUUUAAUAGCAGUAUAGUCACUUCUUUUUUCUCAUUCAUUCUGAUAAGUUUAAAGUUAGUAUAUUUUGUACUGGUGCAUUAUAAACUAAAAAUAUUGCUGAUUUAGCUCAAUAAUAUUAUAGUUGAAUAUUUUAUAUUGUGUGGUGUCCCUGUUGUUAAUACUGUCAUGAAUUCCAUCAACAUAUGGUCAGAUAACUUUCUAAAAAAUAUUGUAGCUUGUUUUCUUCUGUAGGACAUACAACAUAGCACAUUCAUUAGCAUUUGCUUGUUUCUUUUUUAUGAAUAUCAAACAUUUUUUCAGUUAUAAUUGUAGUGAAGUCCUUGUUAGGCUACAGUAUUUUGUGUGUCUUCUUUCAAAGUGAUUUCACAGUUUUUGCUCUGGCCUACUAAAUGCGUUUUCAAGUGAUGAUAAUUACAGCAUAUGAUAUUUCCGGCUUCAUUAUUCAGAACAAGAGUCAAUAAGAAUGAACUAAUUGGCUUCACAGGACAGAGCAGUUAACAGAAUAAGCUUCUUAAUAAAAGAUUACUGUUAUAAAGAGCUACCAAAUAAAGAGUAAGUUUCAAGGUAGGCUUUCUUUGAAAUUUUUAAGAAAUCUUAAAUACUGAGGGAAAUUUAGUUUUCAAUCCUCUCUCUUUUAUUCUUGUUUUAGUGCAAUGUGUUUGAUGUCAUAAUCAUUUUCUUCUACUUUAAGAAGAAAAUAAGUGGAUUGGUAACUGGUUUCUUGGAAGUUUUACAUUGUUUCCAAGGUAGUUUGUUUUUAUAUUGUUAAUAUACCUUUUCUAAAGCAUAACCUGAUAUUUCUGAAGUUGGACAAAUGUUAUUAUACCACAUGGGCAACUUCUGAAGUCUCCUGCUCACUACCAAAACUCCAUGUGUAAAGACUGGCAGAAUAUUUGUAGCAAACCAACUGUAAGGGGAUUGUAGUAUGUAAACUACAACUGAAAUGUUGAAACUGUUCUAGUCAUUACUCUUGAGCAUUCUUCAACAGAGUACAAUAUUUUAUUGCAUAUAAAUUUCUUUACCAUUAUGUUGUGUUGUUGUGACCAGUUUGUUAUAAAAUGAAGUUUGGCUACACUUAAUGUGCUAUUCAGUUUGACACCUUGGGACUUUCUUCCAAAACUUUUCAUUGUUUGCAUGCUGUUAUACCAUACUGGAGUACUGAACAUUAUGGUCAAGUGGUUAGCACUCUUGCUUCAUCUUAGGGAAGCCCUGGGUUCAAAUAUGGCCAAGUGAUGGGAUAUCCUGACUGAGGUUUUUCAUGGUUUUUGUCUACCCAUUCAUCCAUGUACCACAUAGUACUUGUAUCAUUCAACAAUGAGCUAAGGGCAGCAUUGUCAGAUAAGUGAAUAAGUUGGAAUGAGAUUAACUAGGAUUUGGGGGUGUUGGCUCAUGGUACCAUGGCUUAUUUGUAAUAUGGCUGAAGUCAUAUACAGUUAUUACUGAAAGAAGGUAUGAUUAAGUUAAAAAGAAAAAAUUGUGUUCUUUUUCAUAACCAGAUAUUGAAUUAAUUUGUAACAGAAUUUCAUGAUACAUAAUUUUGUUUAAUCAACGUUUUUACUUUGACCAGAUUACAGAAAUGCAAAUGAAUAUUCCUGCCUGUGGUUCAACAAUAAUAAAUUAAAUUGCAUUCAUAUUUUGAAUAAUUCUAGCUGGUUGCAGAAAUUGUCUAAUAGAUGGAACUGGUCUACAGAUAUGAAAAUAAAUGUACACUAGCAGUCAUAUAAUUUCAUAGUUGUUUAAUGUUUCCAUAAUAAUGCAGUAUUAAUGAUGCUAGCAUGCCAUUUUAACUUUCCAGUUACUCAUCAUCUGCUGGUAUAGAAGAAAUGUUUAAUGCUGUUGUUCUGCCAGUAUCCCUGUGUGGAACAUCCUCCAGUAAAUUAUCCUUUUACCAUCUCCUGUCUUGAUAAUUUAUAUACAUAUUUUUUUACAUAUCUGAUUUUUUCUUUAAUUCAUACAAAUUCUCUGCAUUUAGAAAACUCUACAUGCAGACUAAAUUUACCACAUUGCAAUAAUGCUGUUGAUUACAUGUUUUUUGUCUUGAAUUUCUACUUAUAUGUAUGACCAGAGGUUUAUCAUCUUGUGAAAAUGAAAUGUUAGUCAUUUAAGUAAACAUUACUAUUAAAUUAAUGUUAUGUUAGUUUCCUAAAAUAUGAAUUGAGGUGCUCAUUGUGAGGCUGCAUUAAAGGAA